Bolinopsis microptera is the source of this 1130-nucleotide messenger RNA. RefSeq names its product RNA polymerase II subunit A C-terminal domain phosphatase SSU72-like. The record is from RefSeq and is a predicted model, not a curated record. Gene Ontology annotation, cellular component: mRNA cleavage and polyadenylation specificity factor complex; nucleus. Gene Ontology annotation, molecular function: RNA polymerase II CTD heptapeptide repeat phosphatase activity. The transcript has 6 exons. Gene Ontology annotation, biological process: termination of RNA polymerase II transcription. The coding region runs from base 12 to 752 and encodes 246 amino acids. NCBI's taxonomy places the organism in Eukaryota, Metazoa, Ctenophora, Tentaculata, Lobata, Bolinopsidae.
AGCUCAGCUAAAUGAUGGCUCCUAUGACAAGUACCAAAAGAUCUCACCCUGACGAUAUCUCCCCAAAGAGUAAGACAGUCCUAACGAUACCUAACUCUCCAUCGGACAGUUCUGAGAGGAGUCCUAAAAGGGUCUGCAGACUAUCUCCGACUCAUCGAGGAGGAACAUCGCAUGUUUCUAACCUGAAGAUAGCUGUGGUGUGUUCCAGUAAUCAGAACAGAAGUAUGGAAGCUCACAACUUGUUACGGAAGAGAGGAUUUAGAGUACAAUCGUUUGGAACUGGAAGUUGUGUUAAAUUGCCGGGUCCCACCGUAGACAAACCGAACAUUUACAGUUUUGAUACUCCUUAUCAGGACCAGUUCGUUGACCUCAAGAGAAAAGACUCUGCGUUCUACACGCAGAACGGACUUCUGAACAUGCUGGAUCGGAAUAGGAGAAUCAAAGAGAAACCAGAGCGUUUUCAGGAAAAUCAGGACGAGUUCGAUUUAAUUGUUACUUGUCAAGAGCGAGUGUUCGAUCAGGUCCUUGAAAAUAUGAGUGAAAGAGGUGGGAACUCCUGUAAAAUGGUCCAUGUUAUCAACGUUGAAAUUAAAGAUAAUCACGAUGAUGCCACUCUUGGAGCUUUCGUUAUUCACGAACUUGCAAAAGAGAUCUGCUCGUCGGAAGAUCCAGAAGCUGAGGUGGAGGAAAUCAUUGAUACAAUGGAGAAGAAGAAAAAACAAAGAUUCCUUUACUCUCCCUCUUUUUAUUGAGCCACCAUAAUCAUAAUUCAAGGAGGUUGAUAACCAAGUUUCGCUAAAUUGGGCGAACUUCAGGACUUGCUCUAGCGGUGAAAUUAUUGUUCGUGUUAGUGUUACUUCUUCUUUACCCUGUACAUACCCUGUACAUACACCUAACACCAGAAGUUACCUUUUGUGAUUAUAGCGAGGUUUAACGCAUUGUAAAUAAUUUCACACUUAACCACGUGAAUUAGUUCCACACUGUUAGUGUUAUAACUGAAGGAGUUGACUGAAAGAACAGCUCGUACUCUUAGUCUUAUAGAUGUUUUCGACAGAAUUUUAAAUCAUGGAUGAUGACGAUAUUCAGUCAUAAACAUGAGGGUAUUUUAUGUAUUUUUACUUGCGAUUUUA